AUGGAGGUCACGGCUCUCUGCAUCGGACUGAUAGUAAACGUACUGGUGCUUCUGUCUGCGGAGGAAUCUGAUGCAGCUUUUCUUCAUGUUGUUCCAAACAGGCUCCAGCUCUUUGAAUAUGAAUCCAUCUCCUUUGAUUGUGAGGGAUUCGAUGACUUCACCGACUGGAGGGUGAUGAGGAGGAUCAUGGGAGUCGACACAAUAUGUGGUGUCGACUUUGAGAAAUCACGGGAGCCCUGUGUUAUUUCAAAUGCCUUGUCCUUGGACAGCGGGGAAUACUGGUGUGAAGCUAAAGGAGGAGGCAGAGGAAACUCCGUCAGCAUCCAUGUCAGUGCUGGUCCUCUGAUCCUGGAGAGUCCUGGUCGUCCUGUGACGGAGGGAGACGAUGUGACGCUGACCUGCAGAAACAAGAUGGCGUCCUCUGGCCUUAUAGCUGAUUUCUAUAAAAAUGGCACCCUAAAAGAGACCGGCUAUGAGGGAAACAUCACCAUCCUCAGUGUCUCCAAGUCUGAUGAAGGACUCUACAAGUGCGUCAUCAGCGGUGUUGGAGAGUCAGCAGAGAGCUGGCUGGCUGUCCGAGUUACUCUGCCGCUGCUGCUGGCCGGAUCCUGUCUUUGUGGAAAACGCAGAGCAUUUGUCUGCAAGAAGUCAACACCAAGAUCAGCCUCAGGGCUCACAAUAGAAGGUAGAGAAUGUGAUAAAUGA
This is a messenger RNA of Anoplopoma fimbria (sablefish), 705 nucleotides long. RefSeq names its product high affinity immunoglobulin gamma Fc receptor I-like. The transcript is spliced from 7 exons. Lineage: Eukaryota; Metazoa; Chordata; Actinopteri; Perciformes; Anoplopomatidae. Bases 1 to 705 code for a protein of 234 amino acids. Gene Ontology annotation, molecular function: transmembrane signaling receptor activity. The record is from RefSeq and is a predicted model, not a curated record. Gene Ontology annotation, biological process: cell surface receptor signaling pathway.